AUGUCCGGCGAGUUUAAUGGGUUGCAAGCUAAAAUUAAAAGCGAGAACAAAUCAGCAUAUUACAUAUAUUGCUUCGCUCAUAAGCUCAACUUGGUUGUUGUGGCCAUUGCGAAGGACAUAUUUGAUGUUGGAGAUUUUUUUGAUAUGAUAUCAGUUCUCAUCAGCGAUUUGGAAAUGAUGAUGAUGAUAUUAGCUUUAACAAAUGAGUUGUCAAAAACCUUGCAAAGAAAGGAUAAAGACAUUAUAAAUGCUAUUUCAGAUGUGGAAUCUGCUAAGAGGGAGUUGAGAAAUCUUAGAACCAAUGAGGGCUUUAAUUAUCUUAUGAAGAAGCUACAUUCUUUCUGUGAGAAGUAUGACAUUUCAGUAGUGGACAUGGAAAAUGCCUACGUGAACCCAAAGAAGCCAAGACAGAAGACUGGGAUUAAUAAUGAGCACCACUAUUUAGUUGAUUGUUCCUUUGCUGCUCUAGAUUUACUAGGAGAAGAGUUCAAUGACAGGUUCAAUGAGGUAACAACAACUAUAUGCAAGUUUAUUAUUCUUGCUUGCAAUAUAAGAACUAUUGGGAUAUCUGAAGCUUUGUCAUCUAUAAAUUUUGUUCACUUCAGACGAUCUUUCCAUGGCCAUGAUGAAUCAGAAAGUUCUGAAAAUAAAUGAAAUUAUCGUGAAGUACUUGACUACACUAUCAAGCAGAAUGAUGUUUGUUUUGCAAGAGAAGUAUUGGGUUGUAUUAUGGAAAAAAUUGGCAAUGGUGUGUUCAGCUUACUGGUUGAUGAGUGUCGAGAUGUUUCCAACAAAGAACAAAUGGCAGUGGUUCUUCGAUAUGUUGAUAAAUGUGGGCUCGUGCAAGAAAAUUUUGUUAGUGUUACCCAUGUGGAGGAGACAUCAACUUCUUAUCUCAAGUCUUGCAUAUAUUUGAUAUUUGAAGAUCUUGGUUUGAGUCUAAAACAAAUUAGAGGACAAGGUUAUGAUGGAGCUAUUGUACUGAAUGUCGUGGGAGCAUCUUGUAAGAGAAAAGACCAACUUCGAGAGCAUCAUCGAGAAGAACUGAGGAAAGCAAUUGGGCGUGGAGAGAUUGCUACAGGAACCGGACUAAAUCAAGAACUAUCCCUUCAAAGACCAGGUGACACUCGUUGGAAUUCUCAUUAUAAAACAUUGUUGGGCUUGUCAAAGAUGUUCUCAUCAGCGGUUAAAAAGUUCAAUGAUAGGUUCAAUGAGCUAAAUUCAGAAUUGCUUCUGUGUAUGUACUCCUUGAACCCAAUUGAUUUAUUUUGUUGUUUUGACAAGGAUAAGUUGGUGGAGUUAGCUAAGUUUUAUCCGGAUGACUUUAAUCACAAUGAGACAGUAACUCUUAAGCAUGAACUUGGCCUAUACAUCGAUAAUAUACUCCAUGAUGCAAGGUUUUCUAACUUGGACAGUAUAACUGAUCUAGCUAAAUUGAUGGUGGAUACAAGGAAGCAUCUCUCAUAUCCUUUGGUAUAUCACCUUCUGAAGUUAGCGCUAACACUUCCCGUUGCCACCGCCACCGUUGAGAGAUGUUUCUCUGCUAUGAAGAUUGUGAAGAAUGCACUACGUAAUAAAAUUGGUGAUGAUUAUAUGAGUUAUAGCCUCAUUUGUUUCGUGGAAAAGCAAAUGCUGGAAACAAUUACUAAUGAAGUGAUCGUUGAUCAUUUUCACAAGAUGAAAAAUCGUCAUGGGAGGAAUGAAGUGUAA
Messenger RNA from Lolium rigidum, 1710 nucleotides. RefSeq lists its product as uncharacterized. The record is from RefSeq and is a predicted model, not a curated record. The transcript has 7 exons. Gene Ontology annotation, molecular function: protein dimerization activity. NCBI's taxonomy places the organism in Eukaryota, Viridiplantae, Streptophyta, Magnoliopsida, Poales, Poaceae.